AUGUCCUAUGAAUAUUAUUACCAACAACAGCAGCAACAACAGCAGCAGCAGCAACAACAACAACAACAGCCGACAUUUGAUUAUGCAUCAUACUAUGAUAAUCAACAACAACAACACCCACAACCACAAUAUCCAGUAUAUGACCAUACUGCACAAUCAAAUGAUAGUCAACAACAACACUAUGGAAGUUCAUAUGUAGAUCCAACUUAUGCUACUACUUCUACUACACAACAACAACAACAACAACCUUCAAUAUAUGAUUAUAAUACUGGUGGUAAUAGAAAUAGUGGUCAAUAUGAUCAAUAUAAUACAACUAAUACAACUACACCUAACACAACCCAAAAUUAUGAUUAUAGUAAUACUAGUGGUAAUAGAAAUAGUGGUCAAUAUGAUCAAUAUACUACAACUAAUACAACCAGUGCUAAUACUUAUGGUUAUGAUAAUUCUAAAACACAUUCACCAACACCAUCAUCAUAUGAUUAUUCAACAAAUUCAUAUUAUUCACAACAACAACAACAACAACCAACACCAACAGUAGCAGCAACUAAUAAUACCACAAAUACAUCUACAAACUAUGAUUCAUAUUAUCAACCACCAGCUCAAAGAAAUUCAUAUGAUUAUUCACAAACUCAACAACAACAUUCACCAACUUCAUCAUAUGAUUAUUCACAAGUUACAAAUAAUACAGCCACAAACUAUGACUCUUAUUAUCAACAACCAACUACACCAACAUCAACAUCAUCAUCAUCCUCAACAACAACAACAACAACAACAGAUAAUCAAUCUAAAUUUGAAAAAAGUCAAUCACUUAAAAAUAUGGAUCAUUUCAUUAAAGGUACACCAUCAAAUACUCCAUCUGCAACUAUUAAUUCUUGGGAUUAUAAUCAACAACAACCACAACCACAACAACCACAAUCAGUAUAUAAUAAUCCAUCAUCAUCAACCACAAAUACAACUUACAAUAAUCCAUCAACAACAACAACAACAUCAUCACCAACAAAUACAAACACAACUUAUAAUAAUCCAUCAUCAGCCACAAAUACAAAUUAUAAUAAUAGAAAUUCAUGGGGAUAUGAUCAAUCAACUUAUAAUAACUCAUCAUAUAAUAAUAAUACUGAUACAUAUUCAAAUCAAACUCAACAACAAGAAUAUCAAGUACUUUAUGAUAAAAAAUAUCAAGAAGAAGAAGAAAAGAGAAGAAAAGAAUAUGAAGAAUCAUGGAGAGUUUAUUAUGAACAACAAGCAGCUUAUGAGAAAGAACAAGAAAGAAUUAGAAAUGAAGAGAUGGAAAAGAUUAGAAUUAAACAUGAAGAGGAAUCAAAUAGAUUAAAGAAUGAAUUGGAGAAACAAAGAGACGAAAUUCAAAAGAUGAAAGAUCAAUUGGUACAACAACAGAAUGCAUCGAAAAAGAAGGGUGAAGAAGAUCUAAAACAAAUGGAACAAGCUAAACAAGCAGCUUUGCAAUGGCAACAAGAAGAGAUGAAGAGACAGUUGAUAGAGGUUCAAAAAGAGAGAGACCUAAGCAGAAAACAUGAAGAACAAGUACGUUUGGCUCUCUUGGAGGAACAACGUGUGAUCAAAGAGAAGUUGGACGAGAAGCAGCAGCAACUCAUCUCACAGCAACAAGCAUUCCAAUCCAAACUUCAUCAAGAUGAGUGUAGCAGAAAGGUAGAGGAGGAAAAGAAAUGCGAGGAGAUGAAAAAACGUGAAUUCGAGCUACUUGAGAGAAAUAAGGAAUUGGAUGCAUUGAAAUCGAAAUUACAAUCUGAUUUAACCACUUCGUUAAAGAGUAAAGAGGAUUUAGAGAACCAGCGUAAAGCUUUGGAAGAAACAACUUUGAGAGAGAAAAAAGAGAUUCAAAUCUAUAAACAAUCAAUUGAUGAAGAAACUAAAAGAAAGAAACUUGAAAUUGAACAAGCUCGUCAACAAGAAGAAAAGAAAUUAAAAGAACAACAAGAUCACAUUAAUCGUCAAAAAGAAAUGGUCGAUUGUCAACAACGUGAACUAUUAGUACAAAUUAAUCAAUCUAAACAAGCCACAAUCGAUUCAUUACAACCAAUGCGUAAUAUGUUAUCAACUUUAAAUAUUAAUAAUAAAAAUUCACCUGCUUCAAAUAUUGCUUUAAAAAAUAAAGAUGAUCAAAAUAUUAAUGAUAAUUUACCACAACAAAAACCAGUUAUUCCAUCAAGAAAUUCUUCUCAUUUACCAAAAUUAUCACCAACUAUUCAACAACCACAACCACAACAAGAACAACCACCACAACAACAACAACAACAACAACAACAACAACAACAACAACAACAACAACAACAACCUGUUAAAAUUGUUAAAACUUAUACACAAAAAGAAUUGGAUCAAAUUGUUGAUGGUAAUUAUAGAUUUGGUGAUAUUAUUCGUGUUCAAAGAGUAAGUAGAAAAUGGUUAGCAAGAAAGAAGUUUAAGGAUUUAGUUAAAAUGAAACUUUUAUCAAAUGAUCCGGAAACUGAAAAUAUGAGAAAUAGAUUUAAAUCUGUUAAUGAGUUAUAUUCUACUGAAUUAUCAUAUUUAAAUUCAUUAUUAAUUUUAAGAGAUUUUUACUUUAUUCCAAUGGAAGUUGAAGCGAGGGUUACAAAAUUAUUUAAAAGUGAAGAAAUUAAUAAGGUAUUUUCAAAUUUAAAAAGUAUCCUUCAAAUUAGUACAGAGAUUACUCAUCUUUUAGAAGAAAGAUUAUCAGUUUCACCUGUUAAAAUUGGUGAUAUUUUUGUUAAAUUUGCACCAAUUUUUAAAAUUUAUGUGGAAUAUGUAAAUAAUUUUGAUAAAGUAGCACCACAAUUAAAAGCAAUGACAGAGAAUCCACAAUCAAAGAAAUUCUUUUCAGAACAAAGAAAUAAAUCAAGAGUAGCAACUGAUAUUAAUAGUUUAUUAAUUAUGCCAGUUCAACGUUGUCCAAGAUAUGAAUUAUUAUUAAGGGAAAUUUUAAAACACACUCAAGAGGAUCAUGUUGAAUUUAAAAAUAUUAAAAGUGCUUAUGAAUCAAUCAAAGAUAUUAAUAAGUAUAUUAAUGAUAGAAAGAGAAAUGUUGAUAAUAGAGCAAAAUUAUUAGAGUUACAAAAAGAAAUUAAAAAUGCACCAGAAUUAAUUGAAUCUCAUAGAUAUUUUGUUAGAGAGUCACAAUGUAAUAUCUCUGCAAAUAAGAAAAGUGAAAGUGGUGGUUUUUAUUUAUUCUUUUUCAAUGAUAUGGUGUUAGUCACAAAGAAAUCUAGCCUUUUUUCAAAUUAUAAAUACGUUUACACAAUUCCUUUGAAAAAUGCAGACAUUAAAGAUAUUAGUUCAAAUGAUUCAAUGAUACGUAUUAUUGUUGGUUCUCUUGAAUCAAUUGAUGUUUUAAUUUAUACUAUUUCAUUACCUUCCAAAAAAGAUAAGGAAAGUUGGUUACAAGAUUUAAGUGUUGAAUUAAAACCAAAGGGUAUUGAAAUUGGUCAAUAUUCUUCAUCUCAAUUAUUAGAAUCUCAAGUCCAAUUUUCCAACUCAAAAACUAAAUAG
Molecule: messenger RNA, 3522 nt
Organism: Dictyostelium discoideum AX4
Lineage: Eukaryota; Evosea; Eumycetozoa; Dictyosteliales; Dictyosteliaceae
Gene: gxcJJ
Exons: 5
Coding region: 1-3522 (1173 amino acids)
Molecular function (GO): guanyl-nucleotide exchange factor activity
Source: RefSeq, a predicted model, not a curated record